UCGCGUUUUGGAAGAAAGGGUUGUUGAUUGAACUUUAUAGUGUUUUCCAUUCAAACACUGAAAUGAAAAUACAAGCAAGAAGAAGAUGGGAAGAGGAAUGGAAAAUCUGAUUGGGAUCACCAUUUUGCUGCUUCUACUCAUUGUAAUCCCAUUCCCAUCAUCCUCAUCGGCAAUCUCUUCUUCUGGUAAUAGCAGUAAGAGAGAAGUGAUUGAGGUGGGGGGUGGUCCAGAUGAUCUGGUGUGGGUGGUGCAGCUCUCUGAUCUUCAUUUCAGCGUGCAUCAUCCUGAGAGGGCCCGGGAAUUUCAGGAGAUUGUGGGUUUCGCUCUCUCCUUCAUCAAGCCUUCUUUAGUCUUACUCACCGGUGAUCUCACUGAUGGUAAAAGCAAGGACUUAUUGAUAAUGAAACAAGAUGAAGACGAGUGGAUCGAAUACCAGAAGGUCAUGCAGGAUGUUGUUCUGAGGAGUGGACUUGACAGGAGCACCUUUUAUGAUGUUCGAGGAAAUCAUGAUAACUUUGGUGUUCCUGUAGUUGGUGGGUCCUUUGAUUUUUAUUCAAAGUACAGCAUCAAUGGGCAGCUAAAAAGAACUGGAAAGGUUAAUAGCGUGACCAUUCAGACCAGCAAAAGGAAACUUCUUUUUGUUGGGUUCGACAGCACAAUGUCUUCUGGGUUCCGUGGCCCAACCAACCUGUUUGGACAUCCAACUGAUGAACUGCUAGCAGAAAUAAAUUCUGAGCUCUCUCAAUGGGAUUCUCAACCGACUCAAUUAGUCACCAAGGUUUCCUUUGGGCAUUUUCCCCUUUCAUUUUCUGCAGCCUCAAAGUCUGGAAAGACCCUGCAGGAUAUAUUCAUCAAACACUCUUUAAAUGCUUACUUAUGUGGGCAUUUGCACACAAAAUUUGGAAAGAAUUUAAAGCGGCACCAUCACUCCAGUCAUCAUGCUUCAUAUUCCAAACAAUUAUUCCAGCUGAAUGGUCAUCGGACACCUUCAGUCAAUGCCUCUAGUUGUUCCAAGGCUGCAACAAGUAUUGGUGAGUUCUGGGAAUGGGAAAUGGGUGAUUGGAGGAAGAGUAGAGCCAUGCGUAUUUUGGCUAUUGAUGGGGGUCAUAUUUCAUUUAUAGAUAUCAACUUCAAGUUAGGAGCUAAGGAAACUAUUAUAUUGCCAACGUUUCCUUUAGACUCUCGCUUUACCUCAGCAUCAUCACAAAACUAUAAAUGUGGUUCAACUGACCCUUCUUCUUACGAGUUCAUUAGAGCUCUUGUUUUCUCCGCUUCUCCAAUUGCGUCAGUUUUGGCUAAGAUAUACGACUCCAGCCCUGGAAAUCUCAUUCUUGUGUUGGAGACACAAAUGAAAAAGCUUGCAGGAUCCCAUGGUAACCUCUAUGUUGCUCCAUGGAAUAUUCAAGCUUUUGAGGAUCCAUCUCCUGACAGAUUCCUACUUCAAAUAGAGGUAUCUGAUAUUAUGGGCAGAUCAACUGCUUCUGAACAUAGGCCAUUCUCAGUAAGUGGUAUCCCUGCCAAGGUCCCGUGGGGUUGGAAAGAAUUUUUUGUGAUGGGUUGUCAAUGGGAUUCGUUGUACUACCCAAUACUCUGGUGUUUUUAUCUUUUAGUCCUUUUCAUUCUUCUAAUACCAAAAGCACUCCUUUCUUUUUCAAGGAGGCAGUAUACAUAUAAAAAUUUUAAAGCCGACAAAAGCCUCGUCAAUGGACUUUCUUGGAUAUUUACAGAACUAUAUAAUGUUCCAGUAGCAUGGUGCUGUGUGGUAGCUUACUUGUUUUACCUUGUGUUAUGCCCUUGGUUUUAUGGCCAAGUUUUUACAGAAGGGAGAGAACGAGCAUACAUGACUUACAGAGGUUGGGUGUCGAGUUUUAAUAAUUUGGGAAGGCUAGAAUUUCUUGGAUCUGCGGACAUAAUGGUGGUGGUUCUUCCACAUCUUUUUUUUGUGGUUUUGCCUGCAAUAAUGACAAUUACAGUUUUGGCUGCUGAAAAUGGAAUGUAUCGUGAUUAUCUUCUUUCUCUUUCAAGUAAGAAGAAAGAUGAUUAUGAUGGUCAAAAUAAGGAAUCUGCAUUGCCUGAUAGUUCCAUCAGUAGAACGUCACAAAUUAUUUUGUGUGGGCGCUGGCUAAGGAAAUUGCUCCUGGUGGUCUCUUUGGCUAUCUCCUGGAAACAUUAACUGUGUAGCUCUUAUGAAAGCAUACGAGAUGAAUCCGAUCAUUCACUUCCCUUUCUACAGCUUUGCAAUUCCUCUAGUGUUGGCUUAUACUAUCUGGAAAACCGGGAAAAACUUUAAGAAGUAGGCCUUUUUCUCCCUCUUGGAGCUGCUGUCAAUGGAAUAUUAUAUUUUGGGUGGACUCCAUUCUGGAUACACAGAUGAGGAUUUGUCACUUUAGAACCAUUUAUCUGUCAGCUUUUGCUAACAUGUACUUCAAGAGAACCGGUAGGACAGCGCAUUCUGUGUCGCUCUAAAAGGAACCAUUCUUGGUCAUUUCACUUUGGAAAUAAUAGUGCUUGUAGGUGAAUCAGCAAUAGGGGUUUUUCAUCUUCAAUGCAUCUGGAAAAGUUAAAUACUUUCUUGUACAUGUACAGCAGUACUUCAUUCAUCCUGGAUCUCCACAACCCUGUAGGUGACAUAAAUUGCUUCUGCAUGAGCAUAUACAUUUGUCCUAUUGAGGAGCUGCAUCUUGUAUUUCACUUCAUGCAUACACGUUAUGUGUAAAAGUUUCUUAUAACGUGCAAUAUCAUUUUAUAAGAUUUGAAUUAAA
Sesamum indicum (sesame) is the source of this 2762-nucleotide messenger RNA. NCBI's taxonomy places the organism in Eukaryota, Viridiplantae, Streptophyta, Magnoliopsida, Lamiales, Pedaliaceae. The record is from RefSeq and is a predicted model, not a curated record.